This is a messenger RNA of Dermacentor silvarum, 3067 nucleotides long. Its product is annotated as caveolin-1-like. The record is from RefSeq and is a predicted model, not a curated record. Gene Ontology annotation, biological process: caveola assembly. The transcript has 4 exons. Gene Ontology annotation, molecular function: molecular adaptor activity. Gene Ontology annotation, cellular component: caveola. Lineage: Eukaryota; Metazoa; Arthropoda; Arachnida; Ixodida; Ixodidae. The coding region runs from base 249 to 1028 and encodes 259 amino acids.
GGGCCAUCUUUUCGGAAACGGGCGAACUCGCAGUCGUGAACGUCGAGCGCACGUUGUUGCUUUGUAAGCUGUCCCCUGCUCGUUGCCACGAGAACCCCGACGAAGGUUACAGGAGCGCAACUGCAUCACCCAUUGCAGCCGGUGAUACCGUCACCAGGAACACGUGCAACCCGGAGAUUGCCGAGGAAGUUCGCUGACAUCUAGACCCAGUGUUCUCCGACAGUAGCCACAACAACCCUAACACCUCAAUGGAGUCCAAAGACAAGAGCUCCCGGUCGGGCUCGCGGGCCAACCUGAACGAGUCGACGCUUCCUCUGCUCGAGGACGUGGGCGGCGGCGACGUCAAGGCGGCCGAGGAGUCCAAGGAGAAGAUCGAGCUCGAGCUCAAGGGAGGCGACUCGGGCUCCAAGGGCGAGGACUCGAACGCGGCCACGGCCGAGCCCGGCUCGGACGCCGGCGGCAAGGAGACCGGCGAGUCGGACGCCGAGGGAGGGUCCUCCAAGAAGGACAAGAAGGGCAAGGACAAGAAGUCCAAGGACAAGAAGGAGAAGAAGGAGAAGAAGGCGUCGCACAAGCGCUCGCCGUCGUGCGUCGAGACGCUCACCAUCGGUCUCAACCUGCUGGACCGGGACGAGAAGCACGUCAACGACAGCGUGAACCUGGUGUUCGAGGACGUGCUGGCCGAGCCCGACGCGAGCCACGGCUUCGACGGCGCCUGGAAGCUCACCUACCUGGUGUUCUCCACCACGCGCCUGUGGUGCUACCGGCUGCUGGCCGCCCUGCUGGCGCUGCCCUGCGGCCUCACCUGGGGCCUCCUCUUCUCCCUGCUCUCACUGGUCCACGUGUGGCUGCUGACGCCCUCGCUGCGCAUCUUCGACGUGAUCCUGCACGUCGUGCACAGGGUGUGGGGCGGCCUCGUGCGGACCCUGCUGGACCCGGUGUUCCAGUCGAUCGGCAAGGUGGCCGGAGACGUGCGCGUCACCCGAACGCAGGUCUACCCCAAGAACGACUUCGCCCACGACCCGUAAAGGCGGCGCUGCGGACGCUCCGUGGCUCCCGUGUCCGCGGUUGAGCCAGCGGCAGCGGAUGGAGGCGGUGCCGGAACAAAUUUUGCGGAGGCCAGCGGAAGCGCAGCCGGGAAGCCCCGACGACGGUGGACCCACACCCCCCUCGUCGACCCUUCGGCAACGGGGCGAGGAGGCCCACCCACCGAGCUUCGAUGACCUCUGACCCGUCGCGCACUUAGCCCAACAACCCCUUACCCCACGCCAGUUUCGUUUCGUUCUUUUCUCUCGGUUGGCAAUCCGAUCCCCUCCCACACCUCCUCGAUGAUAACGAAGCAGUAUCCUGAGAAACAAAGGAAAAAAAUGUUCGAACGAGCGUCCGAGCUAAGGCAUUCGGCCGAUCCUUAGUUUUGCGGUGAAUGGCCACCCGUGUUGACGAGUGGGCUUGUUGGACCUUGCUCAAGAAGCUAGUACACGCGGUGGUUCUUUGUGACUUGGCCUUGCAGCGCGAAAAACAGGGCAAGAAGGGCUUGACGUGUUGUACGCAUCUUUGCCAAAGUAUGUUGCACCGACGGCCUUAAAAGAACUUGUCUUUUUUUUUUUUUUUCGCUUGAGUGUCGCGGAUUCUUGCUGUACCCCGAACGCUUAUUUUGGAAGUCGGAGCACAUCGCCGAAGUGGCGCUACAGCUCCGAGAAUAACGGUCCAGCGUUAAUAGAGUUUUCGUUCGAUUAAGCGCCCCUUUAAGUGUGAACAUGUCGCCCUCUUUACUGCCCCGUGGUUCGUAUCGGGCCACCGUUCUCGAGUUCGUAACGAACAUUUUUUAGCACACUGUGCGCACGUGGACGAGUGUACUACUGCGUAACGACUCUGCAACAGCACGUUGUAUGUCAUUGUAUACUUGCUCACAGGAACGCAAAGCUGCCAUCAAAAACCAUCAAAAAAUACCUUUUUUGUGCCUUAUGACAUUGCGCAUAAACCAAAACGCCACGAGCUGGUCGUGAAGUUUCAGAACCGUCCUCCGUGAAUUCCGGAAGCUCAUUGUAUAGUUAAAAGCUUGAAUCAGCCAGAUAACUUUAAACUAGACUGACGGAUAGUACAAACUAGUUGCAAGGAAUAGCCUAUAGAGGAAAAACAUAUGGAAAAGUUAACACAGUUUUGGCUUACCGCGGGUACUAAGCCUAAGACCUCGUGAGCCUUCUCAUUUCCCACUCAAUGACGACUUGUCUCGGCGUCUUUCGCAACACCGACUUUUAUGCCUCAAGCUCAAGUCAUGUGUGUACAGUUUUCAGAACGCCAUUCUGCAUUGCCAAAAUCCCUUAAAUUUAGCAUCAAAUUCGUGCUAAGCGCAAUGUGUAGCCGGCCGUUCGACGCUUGCGCACUCUGGAACUUCACGACAAUCCCGUGGUGCUCGAGAUGAGAAAUAAAAAAAAAAUUAUAUAUAUGUGUGUCUGCAAUCUCACGCCGAUACAGUAUUUUUCACUUAGCCUAUGUCUGUAUGUGUGUGCGCGUGUCUGUGUGUGAAAGUUACUGUAUAUCUUUUAUCGUAACGCGCGAUGGCGUCGUGUGUUGCAUUUUUUUUUUUUAAAGCAGAGUUUUUAUACGCAGCUUUUCUCACUGAACUCAUUGUCACACCACAAGCAAGGCAGCAAUUGGCGGCAUGUGACGUCGCUUCUCUUGCAUGUCAACUGCGUUUCAUCGUAAGCUUCAGUCCGUACUGUGCAUGUUUUUUUUUAAAUAUUGUUUUGUUCACAUGAGACGUUUUCAUAACGCCGAAGCCUUGGCGAGUGGAGAAAACUGUAUACGAACAAACUAUUUUUUCCUCCUAUCUCAUCGUAUUUUUCACCAAGCGAAGUGCGUAUUCUUUUCAUAGCAAUGUGGGUCCACCAAUACGAGGUUUGCAUUUUGCAGCCAGCGAGUGUAAUAGCAUCACAAGUAUUUUUACGAGGAAGAAGACAGAGCAGGUAGCUCUGUGGUCCGAAUGUGCCGAAGUUUGUAACCAUGCUUCCCCCUUUUUUCGUGCAAGAAAUAAAAAAAGUAAUAAAGUAUCUUUUAUCCAUUUUAA